Hippocampus comes (tiger tail seahorse) is the source of this 323-nucleotide messenger RNA. Its product is annotated as tyrosine-protein kinase Fer-like. Gene Ontology annotation, biological process: positive regulation of peptidyl-serine phosphorylation. The annotation marks the transcript as partial. Lineage: Eukaryota; Metazoa; Chordata; Actinopteri; Syngnathiformes; Syngnathidae. The record is from RefSeq and is a predicted model, not a curated record. The transcript has 2 exons.
UUGUCUUGUCUUUUCAGGAUAAAGGCAAGGAGAAGAGCUCUCGCUUGGACACGCUGCGACACUCGCUGGCUGGAAUGAUCCGCUCGCCUAAAGCCAUGUUGGGCUCGUCGUCCUCGCAGUUCUUUGACGUCAUUCCAUCGUCGGAGCGCCCUCUGGCAGACCAGGAGUGGUACCACGGUGCCAUCCCUCGCACGGAAGCUCAAGAGCUACUUCGGCAGCAGGGUGACUUCCUGGUGAGGGAGAGUCACGGCAAACCGGGCGAAUACGUCCUUUCCGUGUUCUCGGACGAGCAGCGGCGACACUUCAUCAUCCAGUUUGCCGAC